Messenger RNA from Cyprinodon tularosa, 1607 nucleotides. It is a transcript of the gene snap29, whose product is annotated as synaptosome associated protein 29. The coding region runs from base 16 to 990 and encodes 324 amino acids. NCBI's taxonomy places the organism in Eukaryota, Metazoa, Chordata, Actinopteri, Cyprinodontiformes, Cyprinodontidae. Gene Ontology annotation, biological process: synaptic vesicle priming; exocytosis; synaptic vesicle fusion to presynaptic active zone membrane. Gene Ontology annotation, molecular function: syntaxin binding; SNAP receptor activity. The transcript is spliced from 7 exons. The record is from RefSeq and is a predicted model, not a curated record. Gene Ontology annotation, cellular component: plasma membrane; SNARE complex.
UUAAAUGAUUAAUUGAUGUUACAACUGUGCUGUAAAGACUUAGAAAAAUGGUCCUCUAGCCUACUGCUGUCGCAUCUACAUAAAGGCUGCUGUAAAUCAAAGAAUUAUCCACUACGAAGUGACGUAGUUACGUCACUAUACGUGACAGGAAGCUACCGGUCAGCUGAGAGACCAACUACAACGUCUGGAGAUUUCGACAGUAAAAAGAUGGCCUACCCAAAAUCCCACAACCCAUUUGCUGAUGAUGAUGACAAUGAGGAAGAUUUUAAACCCAAAAACAGAGGCUUUGAAGAUGAAGAUGACAGCGGGUUGACAGAUGCGGAGAGAAGGCAGAGGUACCUUCAGCAAGAAGUGAUGCGCACAGCAAAGUCAGCAGUGGACAGCAGUUAUCGUUCGAUCGGUCUCAUCUAUGAAUCUGAGAAGAUGGGUGUGGAGACUGCAGAGGAGUUGAUGCGACAGGGAGAGGCCCUGAAGAGGACGGACAGGAUGUUAGACAACAUGGAGGAGGAUCUGAAAACCAGUCAAAGGCAUAUCACCAGUAUCAAGAGUGUGUGGGGAGGAAUCGUCAACUACUUCAAGGGAAAACCAGAAACAAAGCCUGCACCUGAACAGCCAAAGGUCUACCAAGCUAAUGAGAGACUACAGACUGCCAUGUCCAGCAGCAAAGAACAUGAGGAUAAAUACCAAGCAAGUCACCCCAAUCUAAGAAAGUUGGAUACAGGAGGUUUUGGAGCUGCUGCUUCCAUGGAUGACAGCUCAUCCAGACAGAAUGGAUACCCGCAGAACAGAUACCUAAAGGAGGCUCACCAGACCCUCGACAACAAUUUAGAUGAGAUGUCCAGUGGUUUGGCGAGACUGAAGAACCUCGGACUGGGGCUUCAGUCGGAGAUUGAAGAACAGGAUGACUCCAUCGGUUCCCUGCUCAACAAAGUGGACAAAAUGGAUCUGAAGAUUAACGCUACCAACCAGCAAAUUAAAAACCUCAAAUAAGACUGGACUGCUCCAAUUUUAGACUUAAAUUGGCAAUGUGAAUCUACAUACAAAGUCUCACAUGUGAUCCCUCCUUCUGGCCUUUUUAUUAAAGAAUAGCCUGUUUUGUUUUGUCUUUCUUUUGUCUACCACUGAAAAUAAAUGAUUUCUUGUUUCUUUUUCUGGUGGAAUGGUUUUCAUAUAUGCUCUGGUUACUUUCUCUUUCAACUUUUACUGCUGUUCUGUCUUAAAUGUGUGAAGUUGGUGACAUUUGGAAAACGUCCUAAUUAUAUUUCAAGAAAAAGAAUUUCACAUAUGGGAAGAAUUUUGAAAUAUAGGUUAAGUACGCUUUUUAUCUUUUUUGGACACUUUUUAGCCACCUCAAAUGUAUGGACAAAACAUAAGUAAGCAGAAAACCUAGCUCAAGUCACGUUUGCCUUAUCUGUAAUAGGAAUAUACAGUCAUCGGGUCUGUGUCAUGAUUAUGUUUUCAUUUGGUGCUUCAAAAAUUUCAGUGAUUCGGUGCUGCAGAAUUUGUCAGACAGUUGUCCUAAAACAUGAAUUGCAUCAACAAGCUGUUGCAUUUGUAAAAAAAAAUUAGCUUUGAAGGAAUAAACCCACUAUCUAAGUCAUAAUAUA